This is a messenger RNA of Lycium ferocissimum, 2336 nucleotides long. RefSeq names its product TGACG-sequence-specific DNA-binding protein TGA-2.1. The transcript has 11 exons. Gene Ontology annotation, biological process: DNA-templated transcription; regulation of DNA-templated transcription. Gene Ontology annotation, molecular function: sequence-specific DNA binding; DNA-binding transcription factor activity. Bases 665 to 2062 code for a protein of 465 amino acids. NCBI's taxonomy places the organism in Eukaryota, Viridiplantae, Streptophyta, Magnoliopsida, Solanales, Solanaceae. The record is from RefSeq and is a predicted model, not a curated record.
AAAUUAUACAAAUAUAAAUACACGGUCCAUGGAAUUUUGUGUUAGAAAAAAAAGAGUCUUGAUAUAGAAAACUCUAGAUGAAAUUGUUUAUUUGCCAGUACUUAAACCACUCAACUUUGCUAAACUAGUAUUUGUACCAAGUGGGGUGCAGAAAAUUUAUUUUUUCUUGAUAUAUUUUUUUUUUUUUUUUUUUUAGCAAUUUUAGCUUCUGGUAAUACUUAUUUUGAUGAAAAAAGUAGUUGGUUUUUAUUAAAGUUUUGAUCUUUUUGCUGUUUUUCAUAUUUUCUUGAAGUCUUUUUAACAAUUUUAGCUUCUGGGUAUUACUUAUUUUGAUGAAAAAAGUAGUUGGUUUUUAUUAAAGUUUUGACCUUUUUUGGUGUUUUUUUGUGAAGAGUGUUCAUUUCCAGCUGUUUUUUUGUCUUGGGGUUUAGUUUUCUUGAUUCAAUGGUCUUGUUUUGUCUUGAUUUGUGUUAGCUGUUGGUUUUUGAGAGUUUGUAUUAAAGUUGUUUUGAUCUUUUAUAUAGGUCUUAGUUGGAGUGAUUAAGCGGUUGGUUUUGGAAGUUUUUGGUUUUUUAGUCAACUUUGAUAGUUUUGGUGCUUUAUAUAUUUGAAGGGGUUUGUAGUUAUUGUUUUUGUAAACUGAGGUUGAUGAUGGUGGUGGUUCAUGACUAGUACAACUGUGAAGAUUGGUACCGAAGGCAAUAGGAUUGGUACUUCUGGGAUGCCAAGUUUCAUUUCUCAGAUACCAGUUUCAAAUCACAUGGGCACAGAAGGGAACAAUACAAAUACUUCUCGAAUGUCUGAAUUUGGGGUGCUUGAGCAAUAUCUUGGAUUCCGUAUUGGAGAUGGUGCUAAUGUUAAUCGAAGUCCGCUAUUUAAUUCAACUUCUGCAACUAAUCCAGCAGUGGGUUUUGACGUCUCUGGAACCAUCAAUAGGAAUUUAGCUCCUUCAAAUGCAAAUUUGUCUACUGCUGCUCCGGGAUCUCAGGCAAUACAAUUGCAAUCAAACCUAGUUGCUGCAUCCGGCACUCAUCCUGAGAAUUGGGGAGAGUCCAACAUGGCAGAUUCCGGUUCUCGAACUGAUACUUCAACUGACAUGGAUGGGGAUGAUAGAAAUCAACGGAUUGAGACAGGUCAAUCCAGGGCUGUUGUAGCUUCAGAUUCCAGUGACAAAUCAAAAGAAAAAGUCUUGGAUCAAAAGACAUUACGGAGACUCGCCCAAAACCGUGAAGCUGCUAGAAAAAGUAGAUUGAGGAAAAAAGCAUAUGUUCAACAGCUGGAGAAUAGCCGGCUGAAGCUUUCGCAGUUGGAGCAGGACCUUCAGCGAGCACGUCAACAGGGGAAGUACAUUUCAAACAUGGGAGAUCAAUCAAAUGGAGUGGGAGCCAAUGGGCCCUUAGCAUUUGAUGCAGAAUAUAGUCGUUGGUUAGAAGAACACAACAAACACAUCACUGAGUUAAGGACAGCUGUCAAUUCACAUGCAAGUGACCCUGAACUGCGAAGUAUUGUGAGUAAUGUCACUGCACAAUUUGAUGAGGUCUUCAGGGUGAAAGGAAAUGCAGCCAAGGCGGACGUAUUCCAUGUCUUGUCAGGGAUGUGGAAAACCCCCGCCGAGCGGUGUUUUAUGUGGAUUGGUGGCUUCCGCCCAUCGGAACUUCUUAAGCUUCUAGUCAGUCAGUUAGAGCCUCUGACAGAGCAACAGUUAGCUGGCAUUUACAACUUGCAGCAGUCAUCCCAUCAAGCGGAAGAUGCUCUUUCACAAGGUAUGGAAGCUUUGCAGCAAUCCUUGGCGGAAACAUUAGCCAAUGGAACUCCAGCUCCCGAAGGGUCAUCAGGGGAUGUAGCUAAUUACAUGGGUCAAAUGGCUAUGGCUAUGGGGAAGCUAGGGACUCUUGAAGGGUUUCUCCGUCAGGCGGACAAUCUGCGUCAACAAACAUUGCAACAAAUGCAUCGCAUAUUGACAACCAGACAAUCGGCUCGUGCUCUUCUUGCAAUAAAUGAAUAUUUCUCCCGUCUUCGAGCUCUCAGUUCUCUUUGGCUUGCCAGACCACGAGAGCAAUAAGCGCGACAUAGAUUGCACUGUUCUGCUGAUACACUGGCCAGUAUGAGAGGCAGCUAAGUUAAAUGUAAAGUGGUACUUUAUGUGGCUGGGGAAGUGUAAAAUUUGUUUUUUCUAGGUGUUAGGAAUGCCAUAUGUUUACUUUGUGACAUAGGAACCAAUAAUGUAACUGUGUUUUUAGCUUUACAAGGCAAAAGUUUAGUUAGGGAUUUUAAGUUGAAGAAAUGUAAGAGAUAGAAAGUUUAUGCUUAAACAAAUUAUAGUUGUGAUUUGGGAA